Triplophysa rosa is the source of this 8587-nucleotide messenger RNA. Its product is annotated as potassium voltage-gated channel subfamily D member 3-like. Gene Ontology annotation, cellular component: neuronal cell body; voltage-gated potassium channel complex; membrane. Lineage: Eukaryota; Metazoa; Chordata; Actinopteri; Cypriniformes; Nemacheilidae. Gene Ontology annotation, biological process: potassium ion export across plasma membrane; protein homooligomerization. The transcript is spliced from 7 exons. Gene Ontology annotation, molecular function: A-type (transient outward) potassium channel activity; protein binding. The record is from RefSeq and is a predicted model, not a curated record. Bases 315 to 2228 code for a protein of 637 amino acids.
AGUGUGCUGUCAGGUGUAUGUGGAGUUUGAGUCUUCAGUCAGUCUGUAGGUUGUGCUGCCUGCUGCUGAUGGAGAGACUCGUGUGAGAAUGUCAUGUUUCAUUCGGCGAUCAUCGCUUUAGUUCAGCUGGAUGUGUUGAUCGAUCAGUUUGCGCACAGAUCCGCUGGAUAACGCGCCAGUGUUCAUUUCCAGGCGGAAUUACUAUCCCAGGCUGAUCCAAUUUUACACCGCAGACUUUUAGAUGGUGGCUCAUUUUAGAGCGAGGUACGUUUGACGGUGGCGCACCUGACCACAGCCCCUAAGUUCGAGUCAUCAUGGCAGCUGGAGUUGCGGCAUGGCUUCCCUUCGCCCGAGCAGCUGCCAUUGGCUGGAUGCCAGUGGCAAACUGCCCUAUGCCCCUGGCACCCAGGGAUCAAAGCAAGAGGCAAGAUGAGCUCAUCGUCUUGAACGUCAGCGGGCGCCGUUUUCAAACCUGGAGGACUACGCUGGACCGCUACCCGGACACGCUUCUCGGGAGUACCGAGAAAGAGUUCUUUUAUAAUGAGGAGACCAAGGAGUACUUUUUUGACAGAGACCCAGAUGCCUUUCGAAGUGUCCUCAACUUUUACCGCACGGGGAAGCUGCACUAUCCUCGAUACGAGUGCAUCUCAGCCUACGAUGAGGAGCUUGCAUUUUUCGGCAUCAUUCCUGAGAUUAUCGGUGACUGCUGUUACGAAGAAUACAAGGACCGUAAGCGGGAAAAUGCUGAGCGACUAAUGGAUGACCAGGAGGAGAACAAAGACGUCAAACUGCCCAACAUGAACUUUCGAGAGACCAUGUGGCGAGCCUUCGAGAACCCCCACACCAGCACCAUGGCAUUGGUGUUCUACUACGUGACCGGUUUCUUCAUUGCCAUUUCCGUCAUCACAAACGUGGUGGAGACGGUCCCGUGCGGUUCCACACCCAACCAAAAAGAUGUGCCGUGCGGCGAACGUUAUACCGUGGCGUUCUUCUGCAUGGACACAGCCUGCGUAAUGAUCUUCACCGUGGAGUACCUCAUGCGCCUCUUCGCUGCACCCAGUCGCUACCGCUUCAUGCGAAGUGUGAUGAGCAUCAUUGACGUGGUGGCCAUCCUGCCCUACUACAUCGGCCUGGUGAUGACCAACAAUGAAGACGUGAGCGGUGCAUUCGUCACCCUGCGAGUCUUUCGUGUCUUUCGCAUCUUCAAGUUUUCCCGCCAUUCCCAAGGGCUGAGGAUUCUGGGAUACACGCUAAAGAGCUGCGCCUCUGAGCUCGGCUUUCUCCUCUUCUCGCUUACCAUGGCCAUCAUCAUCUUCGCCACGGUCAUGUUUUAUGCAGAAAAAGGAUCCAGCUCCAGUAAAUUCACUAGCAUUCCAGCUUCCUUCUGGUAUACCAUUGUCACCAUGACCACACUUGGUUACGGAGACAUGGUGCCCAAGACGAUCGCCGGGAAGAUUUUUGGUUCCAUCUGCUCGCUGAGCGGGGUGCUGGUAAUAGCUCUGCCCGUGCCCGUCAUUGUGUCCAACUUUAGCCGAAUCUACCAUCAGAACCAGAGGGCAGAUAAGCGGCGUGCUCAGAAGAAAGCCCGUUUGUCCCGGAUAAGAAUAGCCAAGAUGGGCAGCUCCAAUGCCUACCUGCAGAGCAAACGCAAUGGACUCUUCAAUGAGCUGUUGUAUCUGACGGGUUCAGAAGGAGAGGAACUGCACCGGAGUAAGACGACAUCUCUACUGGAGAGUCAACACCACCACCUAUUGCACUGCUUAGAAAAAACAACUGCCCACGAGUUUGUAGAUGAGCAGAUGUAUGAGCAGAACUGUACAGAGAACCCUCUACAGAGUUUCCCUUCCCAGAGUCCAUCUCUCUCCAGUCACGAGGGCUUCACCAGCACGUGCUGCUCGCGACGCUCCCACAAGAGUAUCCCGCUGCCCAAUUCCAGCAUGUCCACCACACACACGCACAUGCACUCGCAAGGCCUGCAGGAGCUAAGCGCUAUUGACAUUCAGUGUGUGGAGCAGCCCUGCCAUGGCACAAGCCGUUCCAGCCUCAACUUGAACCCAAAUGAGAAGAGUCAACUGAACAAUAGAGCUCAACAGAUCACCACAGCCAUCAUCAGCCUGCCCUCACCACCCCCGCUGACCUCCGAUGGGGUCGGACACGGACCACCCAACCCUCCCGCCACCAUCAGCACCACCGUUAGUUCGAACAUCGUCAAGGUGUCUGCCCUGUGACCCUUCCGACCGGGGAUGAACUUUAGCAUGACAGCGUGUGGCAGAACUGUUACGACAGAGGGCUCUGACACAAACAGAUCCACUGGCUGGACAUCGUAGGGUAGAACCAUAGAUGCCAAAUGGGGGGUGGGUGGCGUAUGAAAAGAGGCCAGUGCAGUUUUACAAGUUACUUUAUUAUGAGCCAAUAAGAGAAGAAAUGUGUCUCAGCGUUGGUAAUUCACUUCCAAGAAAGGACGGCGGUAUUUACACCAAAAUGUUAGCGCAGAGAUUACGUGACUGGGUAAAGAAUGGUACUGUGACGUCUCAACGAGUGAAAGUGAUGUUGUGUUUAAACAUUUCAUUACAGUUUGGUUGUCCGUCAGUCUUUACGAUAGGCACACGACAUGUGCGACAAUCGAAGUGAUUUGAUAUUGUGUGAUAUUCACAAGGUCCCGUGGAGAUCUGUGUUAGUAAGUUUAAAUAUGGCUCUGUUCCCAAACCAAGUGAGUUGCCUGUGUAGACAUCAGUGAACUCUGUUUAAAAAAACAACAUCGCAUGUAUCUUUCAUGGAUAAGGCAAUUCCUUUGUGCCUUGUGAUGAGCUCCGUAAAAAUAAACGGACAAAUUGCAAAUCGAGAUGAAGAGAAAUGCUAAUUGUAUUUUUCACCAAUAGAAAAUAACCAGGAAAAAAAUCAGUGUCAUUAAAAAUGGACUGUUUAACUUAAUAUUUGUGAGUUUCGUGCAUGUUUUUGAUCAUAUCGUUAGCUUAGCAACAUACUAUUGGCAAACUCUUUUGAAAUCUGUUGUGGGCGCCUCUUUUAAUUCUCAUGAAACAUGUGUAUGAUGCACAUAACGUGAGUCUAUUGGUUCUCAAUCUUUUUCAUCUAAAUUUCUACCCAGUAUAAUAUUUUAGAGCAUGACAUUAACUGGAAAACUUUAUUAAUUAUAAAAAUGGCCAAAUAAUAAGAAAGCUCUUGUUUUUAAAUAGAUUUUUUGGUCUAUUUUUUAAUAUUAGUGCCCCCCUUGGAAGUCAGCUGGAACCCCCUAGUGGGCCACGGCCCUCCUGAUGAAAACCACUCAUCUAGAACAUUCCAGGGUUCGAAUUGAGGGGGGGGGGCUGGGGCAUUCCCGGACCCCUCAUAAGGUCUAAAAUAAUGAACUUGAUGGUCCCCUGGUUUGUCAUUAAAACUAGUUUACUAAAAACCCCAAAUAUUGUUUUGUCAAAUUAUCACACUGUCCAUUAUUUCUCCAAAUUUCAUAAGACGCGAAUUAAAAUGACAUUUUUAUCUGAAAAAUCCAUGCAUGUUCAAGCACCGUCACACCGAGACACUGGCCGCGUGCGGAUCCUCUCAUGUUGAAAGCGUUUAUCUUAAAACUCAACAGUUACUAUAGUUUUGAUAUGCAAGUCUUUCUUUAUAUGUAUGAUGUUAUCUUACAUUGUCAAAACGGAUGCGAAGCGGUACUGAGCCACUAAAGGGAAAAAACGAAAUAUUUUAAAUCCUUUGCUCUCCCCGAGAACUUUGCGUUCCUUUUCAAAACUUUUGCGUUUCUCCAAGAAUAUUUUUCUUCCCUCAGAAAACCUUUUAGAUUAUUUUGCGCUACCUUCUGCAAACAUGAGCUCCGACUUUGACGAGAAGGCUACCCUUCUGCUUUAGCCCAAAGGAAUGACAUUAGUUUUUCUUGUUCUGCAUAGGUUCAUAUGGAUUAUUUUCAUGAACUUUAUCUAUAGAUAAAUCACGUUUAAAAUGCUCAUACACUUCUGCAUACCAUGACUGGCUGUUUGGCAGCACUGUACAGACCGUCACUACUGACUUUGACGCGUCCUCUCCCUCACUCGCUCCAUGGAUUUUUUUUAUUAAUAUUCCAAAAAAAGGGAACAGCGCUGCAUUAAAAUAAUAUAAAAAACAACAAUCAAAGAACAAGGAAAUAAAUAAAAAAAGGAAAAUAAAAGGAAAGGAAAAUCUCAAUUAGUAAGAAAAAUGUUAUCAUAAAUUUUGAAAAAUGUGUUACUUUAAGAGAGAUCCACAUGAGUUAAAGAUUUAAAGAAUUAUUAAGUAAUGUGGUCAAAUUACUGUGAUCCAAACUAUCAUGUGAUUGAUUCUUGUACUGGCAGCGCCGUGUUUUUUUUGUUUUUUUGAGGGCUGGUUAGGGGACCCCCAAGAGCUUUGAUACAAUAUGAACAUUCUAAAGUCACUUUUAUUAAGUCUGUUAUAAUUAGGAUGCUACCUUAAAUGGCAGUGGACAAGGUAACUCACUAGGUUUGGAACAAGGCCUUGUGUAUGUUUGGAAAAUACUUUUAUGUACCACAAUCAGCCAGAUGAACUUUAUAGAAGCGACAGAUAUUCACAACGAUAUUUCUUCAAUCAAUUCAAUGAUUGUGAUUUUGUGUGUGUGUGUAGAGUAUGUGGUCUAGCCCAACCCGUUCUCACUACCGACUUGUCACAUAUUGAUGCUCGGUCAGCGCACCUUGGCAUCACUUUUUAACACACAGGAUACCCCUUUGUCAUCGUUUUUAGACGAGCAGGGAACUGCCUUGCUGUUCGCUAAUGCUCCAGACCGAGAUGCGUGGAAUUCUAAGCAUUUCAUAAUUAUUUGUGGUUUCAAUAUUUUGGAGCACCCAAUCCCACCCUAAACCUAAUCACUUCUCAACCAUAUAAAACACAACACACAAAUAAAAGUACAGUCACGGGUAUUUCUUGCACAAAUUGACCAAAUAAGACAGUGUUAAAGUAUUACAAACAACUUGUGAACACUUUUUGCACUGAAGCCGUACGAUAACUUCAUAUGAAGAUGCCGUGUUCAUUAAAAAAAUAAACCGGAACAUUAGCUAGAUGCGGUCGAUCGCGGGAGCCAAUACCGUUUCACGUACAAAGCCAACGAAAUGACGCGAUUGGUCACGAGACACGGGUGAGCCAAAGGCAUCGAAGCUGACGUAACUCUUCUUUUGGCAGCAAUUUUGAACGUCUGUUGUUCGACUCACCGGAUCUGAGAUUCCCAAUCACGGCGGACGGUGAUCGCUUCCGCAUCUGUUCCUCAUACACAUUACUCAUAAACACAAUUUUCCUGUCUGUUAAAGGUGCAGUCUACUGGCCGUUUUUAUUGUUUUAUACUAUUGUCUAAUGUCUCCUUAUGACGUUCGCCUGGCUUUUACAUUCGAAAACAUCAAAAUCAAUAAGUAAUAGGCUAUUUUCUACCCUGGUUUUGAGGCCGGCUGGAGAAACGCUCGGUUUUUAAGGGCGGGCCGCAAAGAAGACUUGCAAGUAAACGCCCACUGCUAUGAUUGGAUAGCAGCUUGCGUAGUUGACUUAGUUGGAGCCUUCUGUGAAUUUGGUUAGACACGUAACGCUACGUAACUUGAUUUUAAUCAAAUUUACAGACUUAUUUCCCGGAUGUGAUGGCAAGCGAAAAAACGCUCAAAGUUUUCCCCACGUGAGCUGGAACGCCUUUAAAAAUGAACUUCAACCACGCAUUACUACUGUCGGAAUCUGAAGGAAGGUUAUGCAGCGACUGUGUUCUUCCACAACCAGGCACUGCACAUCUUUAACGGCACGAUGCUUACACUCGCUCUAUCUGGUUCCGUGCAGCUUGUGUUCAGUUCUGUCAUGCGCAAACCAGUGGGCGGGGCUAGAGAAGUAAGCGUUGAUAUUCUUAUGUGGAGGCGGUGUUCAACCUAGAUAGGUUCCAGGACCUGCCGUUCGCUGAGCCUCGUGUCAAUAACAGUUGUUAUUUCAGUAACAAGGGCGUUUUACAGGAUGUUCGCUGGAAUACGAUUCCCUCUUAUAUAACAAAAGCUCGGGUUAAAAUUGUGGUCCUAGUUCACUGCACCUUUAAACUUAAAUCAAACCCCAAAACAUCAUCAUUGCAAAUGUUAUCCAAUACACAAUUUCAUAACGAUGGUAAAAUUUGCGUGCCCUGCAUGUCGAAAAUGACUCCAAAGGGGUAAAAAGUGACACCGAGGAGCACUGACCGAACGUCAGUAUGUGACGAGUCGGGAGUGAGAAUGUGUUGGUCUAGCCUAAUGUCCAUUCCUCACUCUCAUUUCCAUAAUUUAUCUUUCCUUUCAGUUUUCUUUCACACUUGCAGGUGUUUUUCUUGCUCAAUAUGGAAAAACUGAUUUGAAUGGCUUAUUUUCUUUGCAGUUCCUUGGCACCGGCUCUCAAUAGUUCUCUUCCUUAAUUUCAGUAUGUUGAUGUUGCGAUUUUAACAGAUCCUUCAGCUUAUAUGAACAGUAAUACACUAUACAGCACUUUAGAGAUAUGAGAUUAUUGAGCUGGAAAAUGUUAAACUUGUUUUUGUCAGUUUAUUGUGUCCGAUUAAUUUCCUAUUGCAUAGGGAAAGAUUCUACCAAAUUAUUGUUUAAUGUGAAGAUCUUGUACAAAAAUGAUGAGGUGAUGUACACUAUUUCAGAGGUAUUUUUAAGUAUGGUUUAUGUACAGAUCACAUGUUAUUGAUCAGUGAUACAGAGUACAUGUAUUAUCAGGCACGUUUUCCACAAACCGGGUACACUGCGGUGUUCAAUUAAAUAAAUGCCUUUGAAAAGCGAUUAGUUAAGCCAGAUAAACUAUCAUCCAACAAUAAACAUUUCCUAACAUGAAACCUCAUGCUCCCACUAAAACUGAUUUAGGCCUGUGCCAAUUCAGGGGUCUUGGCCUUCUUACACAACCUGUCUCCAGCUAUUAAAAUCAUACAACAACACUGUAAAAAAAUCACACAUUUCAGCUGCCUUCAAUUUUUAAGUUAAAUAAAAUUAGUUUUAUGAGCCGAUUGAACUAGAUUUUUUAAGUCAAUUAAGUCAAUAUAAUUGAAGUUUAAUUGACUCAUAAAGCUAAUUUGAUUUAUUUUAAAAACUUAAUUUAAACAGCUUCAAUACAUUUUGAAGUUGUUUUUUAUAGUGAAUGCCAACUGUGAUGCAGGCCAUGGUACAAAUAAUUUGUUUCUCAGUAUGUACCUUUGAGGUAUUAAUUUGUACGUGCCAAGUGCAAAAGUGUAUUUUUAAAGGGUACAGCCCCAGUGAGACAUUAUGUACCAUUUUUCUGAGAGUGCAUUACAUAAAAUAUGACCAACUUAAAAUAUUGUACCCCAUCAGCCGGUUAAGAAAAAGUGAUCAAACAAAUAAUGUAUUGUUAUCUAGUCACGUUAUGUGUACUGUAUUACCUGUUUGACUCAAGUAUUUCUUCUAUUUAAUUUAACAUUUGUUUAAAUUAAAAUGCCUGAAUUUUAAUUCUGGUAACAGGGUGCAAACCUCAUCUAUUUUCUACCCUGUGUGAGUAAGUACUUAUUCUGCCUUCACAUGCUCUCUGAAAUGUGAUAAUUCGCACUUCUGGGUCCAGUUGCAUAAACAUAGCCGCCAAGUUAAGACCGAGUCGCAACCUUCCGGUCUCUCUCGUGAAAGCCAACACGGAAGUGACUUUAAUUGCAAUUUAUCGACUUGCCGCUAGAGACUGGCUCCAAAAGAGAGCAGAAUCUCAUUGAUCCCCAUGUUAAAAUGGGCAAUUUACAGCAGAAAAAUGUUUACAGCCUGGUACAAAAAAUUAUUUUGGUCUAGAAAGCUAAUUUUACCCUUCAUGAAAACUGUGAGGAGGGUGAAUUUUUGUAUAACUCACCCGUUUAACUUCUAUUAAGCCUUAACACUUUUUUUUACUUUUUAUGUAACUGAUUUGAAGAAGUUAUGACCAGUCUUGAAGAAAAAAUGAGAUAACUUGUAAGGCUAGUCUAAGCAGUUUAUGCAACCGGCCCCUGAAGUCGUGAUUCCGAGCUUGUUGUGUUCAAUUGCUUUGUUGUCAGUAAGAAUGGAGGACGCCUGAUCAAUGCUUGCGUGUGUUUUGGGAAAAUGUUAUAUGGUGUUAGUUUUAAACCAUACAUAUCUGUAUUACUGUUGCUGGUUAAAAUUGGAAAUCUCUUUAGAUAUCUGAAUUUGUCUGUUGUCAAUGCAGCAGGAAAACGGAAAGUGUAGAUCAAAGUUGUGUUUUAAGUCUUUUCCUUGCCAUAAAUCAAUCCUCAUAGCUCCUACUUUUGCCUGUUUAUCAGUUCUGUUACAUCUGUUUUGAUGUCUGUUGUGUAGCCUAUAUUAUGUAAGUUGUUGUUUCUAAUUUAUGACUUUGUCUUGUGGUUUCUUCAAAGGAUCUGAUAAAAGCUUCAAACUGCAACCAAAAAUUAAUGUCCAAUUGUUUCUACAACAAAUGAAAAAGGUUGAGUGCGUUUUCAUAGCUGGAGCGAAAGAAAUGUGUUGUUCAGAGAAUUAAUGGUCCGGUGAUUCGCCGGCAUCUAGUGGUGAGACUGAAUAGCAACGAACAGCUCACUCAAUACAAUUGUGGCACAGAUCAUGGAAUUCAUCCAGGGCUUUUGGACACAGUACUUUUUUAAAUUUAAUUGUUAAUGAAA